Messenger RNA from Candidula unifasciata, 507 nucleotides. The record is from the annotation of a GenBank genome assembly. NCBI's taxonomy places the organism in Eukaryota, Metazoa, Mollusca, Gastropoda, Stylommatophora, Geomitridae.
AUGUCUACGUCUAAAAAAAUUUGUGAAAACUGUCUACGUCUAAAUGUUUGUGGAUCAUGUCUACGUCUAAAUGUUUGUAGAUCAUGUCUACGUCUAAAUGUUUGUAGAUCAUGUCUACGUCUAAAUGUUUGUGGAUCGUGUCUACGUCUAAAUGUGUGUGGAUCAUGUCUACGUCUAAAUGUUUGUAGAUCAUGUCUACGUCUAAAUGUGUGUGGAUCAUGUCUACGUCUAAAUGUUUGUAGAUCAUGUUUACGUCUAAAUGUGUGUGGAUCAUGUCUACGUCUAAAUGUUUGUAGAUCAUGUCUACGUCUAAAUGUGUGUGGAUCAUGUCUACGUCUAAAUGUGUGUGGAUCAUGUCUACGUCUAAAUGUUUGUGAAUCUCGAUAUCAUGGGUACAGGGCCGCGUUAGCUAUUAAGCAUUCUAAGUACGUUCUCAUGGCAUCAGACAAAGGAAGGGGCAUCACAUACAUGUUCAGUAGCCAUGGAGCUGAGCGCUUUCUCAGCUGA